Notolabrus celidotus (New Zealand spotty) is the source of this 765-nucleotide messenger RNA. It is a transcript of the gene ptrh2, whose product is annotated as peptidyl-tRNA hydrolase 2. NCBI's taxonomy places the organism in Eukaryota, Metazoa, Chordata, Actinopteri, Labriformes, Labridae. The record is from RefSeq and is a predicted model, not a curated record. Gene Ontology annotation, biological process: negative regulation of anoikis; positive regulation of anoikis. Gene Ontology annotation, molecular function: peptidyl-tRNA hydrolase activity. The transcript is spliced from 2 exons. Gene Ontology annotation, cellular component: cytosol; mitochondrion. The coding region runs from base 117 to 632 and encodes 171 amino acids.
AUUUUUAAGAAGUAGGUACAUAGACUGUAGGUACAUAGUGACGUCAUCAUCAGGCGCCCUUAACAACAAGUAGAAGGAGCUCCAUUCAUGCUGGCAGCACCGACAGGUUUAGCAGAAUGGAUUUGCUGUAUGGUCCGCUGGGUUUGGGUGUGGUCACAGGACUGGGCUGUGGGCUCUUCCUCGGUUGGCACCUUCGUUCUCGCUUCGGCCCAGCAUCCAAAACCCUGAUGGCAGCGAUGGGGAACGGUGCAAGCGAAGCGAGCGUGAUGGGUGAAGGAGGCGAGUUUAAGAUGAUUCUUGUGGUCAGGAAUGACCUCAAGAUGGGCAAAGGAAAGGUCGCCGCCCAGUGCUCCCAUGCAGCUGUAUCGGCUUACAAACAGGUCCAGCGCAGGAACCCAGAGCUGCUCAAACAGUGGGAAUACUGCGGACAGCCCAAGGUGGUAGUGAAGGCCCCUGACGAGGACACUCUGAUUGAUCUGCUGGGUCACGCCAAAGAAGUGGGGCUUCCUGUCAGCCUGAUUCAGGAUGCAGGAAGGACACAAAUUGCACCGGGAUCACGCACAGUGCUGGGGAUCGGUCCAGGUCCUGCUGAUCUGGUCGAUAAAGUCACAGGAGAAUUGAAGCUCUACUAGAGUUCCUGCUCUCAUCUGAAGGACUUCCAGAUACUUUCUUGAUUGAUAAAUCUAUGCCAAGAGUAAAUAAAGUUGGGCUACCAUGUGUUUAUGUUUUUGCACAACAGAAUCAAUAACAUUUUUGAGAACAGUU